Molecule: messenger RNA, 2178 nt
Organism: Malassezia vespertilionis
Lineage: Eukaryota; Fungi; Basidiomycota; Malasseziomycetes; Malasseziales; Malasseziaceae
Exons: 3
Coding region: 1-2178 (725 amino acids)
Source: RefSeq, a predicted model, not a curated record
AUGCUCGACAAGAACGACGGGCCGAGCGAGCCAUGCACCGAGGUCAUAUCUUUAAAUAGCCCUACGCCGAAUGCGCCGAUUCUACGCGAGACUGUAGAGGCAUCCCGCGAUGUGGGUAGCCAAGCCCAUGGCGGCCCACCGAUGCAGGUUUCUGCUACGCAAGAGGAGGGCAAUAAACAGCGCACUGAUCCUACAGUGCAAAAAAUUGAAGAGCACGAUGCGCAAAAUGCAGGCGCUGUUCUGAAGAGUGCGCAUGACGCAGCAUCAGCAAACUCUUCGACAGGGACGGCGGCGCGCAGCGAGGACGAACCGAAAACGGCAUCUUUAGCUGAGAAUACGGAAGCUGGGAACAUGCCCAAGGAUGCACCUAUAGCAAUGGACAAGACGGACGAUGUCCAGAAGGACGCCCUCGCAAAUGAGCCAUGCGCGAUGGAACAGGACACAGACGGCACCCAAAAAGAUUCGCCCUGGGCGACGGGACCAACAACCGAGGACAGCCCCGAAAAGUCCGCAGCAUCUUCUACCAGUGCGCCUGACCCUGCGGCAAAAACACUCACAUCUACUCGAGAUCCAGACAAAUCGCUUAGCGGGUCUGACGAGGAAAGCGACGCAGACCCCACCAAUUCCAAGAAACGUGCACGAAGUCCCGAAUCUGACGACGAGCCAGACCAUGACAAUCCUCCUCCGCGCCCAACGAUCCGCUUACGCAUUGACCUGUCAUCCGGCAAAGGCAAGAACCCGUACAUCUAUUCUAUACCGAAACUCAGUGUACGGCGCAUGAAAGACAAGUAUCCAAAAUGGGCUGCAUGGUUUAGUGCCACCUAUUUGGAAGAAGAUACAGGGAAUAGCGGCUACCAAAAUGUGGGCCUCUCCCAGCAAGAACUAAACGAUUUAGGUGGUCUUGCCAAGCUCUUGCAAAAGUAUCCUUCGCGCGGCGCCGCUGCACAACCGCAAAAAAAGCGGCGCUCGGACGAAUACGAUGUAGGGUCGUACGAUACAAAGGAUCCCUUUGUAGACGACUCAGAGCUUGGUGUGGACGAACCUACGCAUAUCGUCAAAACGCGCUCGGACGGUUUUUAUGUCGCAUGCGGCCCUGUCGAGCUCGCACGCGGCAAGACAAGCAAACCAUCUUCCUUCUCCUCCUCUGGAUUUCAGUCCAAUGCAGGAGGCGGACAUGCGCGUCAUACCAAUAAACUCCUCGCGAAGCGCGCUGCAUUGCGAGUACGCGAGGACGCAGAGACAAAAGAAAGCAGCACGACGUUGAGCACCGCAGCAGCCGAAUACGCACCACCCAACCCAUCACCAAGCAAAACCGUGGACCCUGCGCCAUCGCCAGCCAUUGUGCCCUACGCUGCACCAACGUCGACUACAGAUACAGCUGCACCCGAGUCAGCGUCGACUACUCCAGCAGACAAAGCGGAAAAGAAGAAGAACAAGUAUCCAAUUCAACCUGUACAUCCAGACCUGCAAAAGCGCUUUGAUCAUCUGAAAACAUUGGUACAGCGCGCGAGCUUUGCUGUGAAAACUAAAUUCCCACCCGAGCUUAAACCUCCCCUGAUCGAGACGGCAAAGCUCGCCGUGGAAUUGGACGAGUACAAUGAGAACUUUUUCAACUACCUCCCCUCCAUUUUCCCGUACAACCGCUUUACGAUGAUGAAACUGACCAAGCGCGAGUUUUUCCACAAGCACAUGGAGUACUAUCGCGAGCUCCAGGAGGAACACAUGGAUAUCCUAUACAAGCUGGUCCAGACGAGUUUCCCUGAACAAAAGGCAGAGUACGAGGCAUCAAACGAGGAGGCGCGUGCGCAGGGCAAAGAGCAUGCACCACCCGAAGACGACACGGGCGAUGUGUCUGCGGAAGGGCACACCGACGAACUUGCGAAGCGGUUCCGAUGGACAGAGGAGAUGCGUGACGAGCUAUUCACCAUUGUCACUGUGGAGAACGGCAUGAGCGAGAUAAGAAACGAGAAACUGUGCGUUGCUUUGCUCACUGACGCCAGCCAACUGGAAAAUUCAGGCGAGACAUACAGCGAAAUCAAUGCGCGCAAGACUCUGUACAAGAGGAUCGCCGAUUUCAUUCCUGAGGAAGGCUGGAUGAACACGACCAUGAUAUCGCGUGAAUACGGUAUUGCGAAGAAGCGGUACGAUCGACUCGACCCAAUGGAGGACGAUAUAUAA